Glarea lozoyensis ATCC 20868 is the source of this 741-nucleotide messenger RNA. RefSeq lists its product as uncharacterized. Bases 1 to 741 code for a protein of 246 amino acids. The transcript has a single exon. Lineage: Eukaryota; Fungi; Ascomycota; Leotiomycetes; Helotiales; Helotiaceae. The record is from RefSeq and is a predicted model, not a curated record.
AUGGCCAAUUCUCUAACUUCAACGACACUGACCCAAAGACCUAUAGCAAAAGCCUUCCUCCUCUUCCCCAAUCUCCCAACCGAACUCCGUCUCCAAAUCUAUGCCCACAUCCACACACACACCGCAUCUCCCCUCCCCUCGCACACCCACACCUCACGAAUCCUAAAGCUAUCCUUCUCGCCCUCUCUCGACCGCUAUAUCUCCAAUUGCGCGCCUCCCGUGGUUCUUUCCCUUUGCUCAGAGGCUCGAGAGUAUGCUUUGAAACGUUAUGCGUACCAGUAUCUGGCUAUUGGACCGAACUUCUUCUGCGCGCCGAGUACUUCGAUUCCUUUGAGCUUUGAGCAGACGACGUUGUAUAUAAGUGGAUUACACCCGUUGCUUACGACAUUCUCGCAAACGUUCUUAUAUCACCUCUCGACGUCGCCGUCUCGGCAUAAGAUCACUUCGUUGGCAUUAGACUCGAGAUGUUGGCGCGAGUUGAGCGAGGUAGGGUUAUUAGGAGUGCUUGCGGGAAUGAAAGGGUUGAGAGAGGUGUUGAUGGUUGUGGAAUUCGGUAGAGGGUUUGAAGGGGAGUUUGGCUUUUUGGAGAUGCCGGAGUGGAGGAGCGAUUUGAGGUGGAGUGCUGAGAGGGCUAGGGAGGCAUUGAGGGAGGAGUGGGUUAGAAGAGGCGUUGGUGGGGAGGAGGGUGGAAUGGUAGAUGUCAGAUGUGUUAUCUUGACGAAGGGUGGGGAGCAGGCUUGA